AUGCCGGGUCACGGGACAACGAACGCCAUAUUUGCACUCCGCCAAGUGUGCGAAAAACAUCACGACGUGCACAGGAAUCUGCAUAUGGUGUUCGUUGAUCUGGAAAAAGCGUAUGACCGAGUACCUAGAGCAGUUUUGUGGUGGGCAUUGAAUGAGAAAGAUAUACCUGGUAAGUAUGUGAGGUUAAUCUGUGCCAUGUACAGUCGAGCCAGGACGUAUGUACGAACCGCCGCGGGGAAUUCCGACGAGUUCAGUGUGGCAGUGAGCUUACACCAAGGAUCUGCACUAAGUCCCUAUCUCUUCCUGCUUGUGAUGGAUGCCUUGACAUCGGAGAUACAGGAAGAGCCCCCUUGGUGUAUGCUGUUUGCCGAUGACAUAGUGCUCGUCGGAGAAAACGGGCUCGAGGUCCAAAACAUACUGGAGAAAUGGCGAUGCAAGCUGGAGAGUGUUGGCCUAAAAAUCAGCAGAUCGAAAACCGAACAUCUAUUCUGUGAUUUUGGCGGUCUCUCCAAUUUUACACCCAUUUCCCUCGACGGAACACCUUUGCCAGUAUGUCAAGACUUCCGAUACCUAGGGUCUGUUAUCCAAAGCGACGGUGAACUGGAUCGUACAGUGUGA
Bombyx mori (domestic silkworm) is the source of this 618-nucleotide messenger RNA. RefSeq lists its product as uncharacterized. Lineage: Eukaryota; Metazoa; Arthropoda; Insecta; Lepidoptera; Bombycidae. The transcript has a single exon. The coding region runs from base 1 to 618 and encodes 205 amino acids. The record is from RefSeq and is a predicted model, not a curated record.